AGUCAUUAGAGACAGUAUCUAAAAAAAGUUUAAAAAGUAUACUGUCAGCUAUAAAACAUGUUAUUAUUAAUAAUUGUCGUUCAACUGUUAAUUAUAAUCGAAAUACGAGCACAAGUAUCACAAAAUAUUUGUCUCAUUCCUGGUUAUCAAUGCACGGAAAAUGAUGAUUGCUGUUCUAACUUAUGUCUGAGUCAAAUGGGAACUAAAUAUCAUUAUUGUGAGCCGGAAAAUAUCACUUCCACUGUUAUUACUACGAGAGAAAAUAUAAAAAUUAUUAAAUGCUUUCAAAAUGACGAAACAUGUCAUUCCGACGUUGAGUGCUGUUCUAAUAAAUGUAUUACGUUCGACAGAUUUUUCAAUAGUAAAAUUUGCGUAAAGCCAAAUUGGUGCAUGAAACCUGGACAUUAUUGUAUAACAGACAGUGAUUGCUGUUCCAACAAAUGUUACAAUUUAAUUGGAACUCGACUUCAUUAUUGCAUCAAUAAGAAAGAAGAUUUAUUUUAAACAAAAAAUAAAUUUUUUCAAUAAAAAAAUUAUUCAUUUCUUUAAUCUUAAUUGUACGGUCAACAUAGUAAAGCAUUACUAUAUAUAAUAUGAGUAUUUUGGUCAAAAACGAUUUCUUCAUGUGUA
Microplitis demolitor is the source of this 630-nucleotide messenger RNA. RefSeq lists its product as uncharacterized. The transcript has 4 exons. Lineage: Eukaryota; Metazoa; Arthropoda; Insecta; Hymenoptera; Braconidae. Bases 58 to 504 code for a protein of 148 amino acids. The record is from RefSeq and is a predicted model, not a curated record.